AUGGGUGGAAAGGAAAUUGAAGACAUGCUAAACAGCAACAUUCUGGAACUUAUUUAUAGCAAUGAGGAUCCGGCUACUUAUUUGCAAUACAAUGGAUCCAGAACAAUUCCUGAUUUACUCUUGGCUUCAAGCGACAUCAGUGAGCAUACACGCCGCAAAAUAAUUGACGAUCCUGGUUCUGGUCACAAACCAGUCAUUGCUAGUAUUACCAUCGGCAGCAAAAGCAUGUCAAGGAAAGUGCCAACUAAGCUAUCAUGGAACUUCAAGAAGGCUGACUGGUCUAGAUUCACAAACCUUUUAGAGGAUGAACUUUAUUCAAGUCCCCUCAACUUCAACCAUCAUCCUGACAAACUUUGCACUGAUAUCACGAAUAUUAUGAUCAGAUGUGCAAAGAAAACUAUUCCCCGAGGCAAGNGUCUAAACACCUUGAGGAACUGA
Molecule: messenger RNA, 438 nt
Organism: Rodentolepis nana
Lineage: Eukaryota; Metazoa; Platyhelminthes; Cestoda; Cyclophyllidea; Hymenolepididae
Source: the annotation of a GenBank genome assembly